Molecule: messenger RNA, 1164 nt
Organism: Exophiala bonariae
Lineage: Eukaryota; Fungi; Ascomycota; Eurotiomycetes; Chaetothyriales; Herpotrichiellaceae
Gene: IDH1
Product: isocitrate dehydrogenase (NAD(+)) idh1
Exons: 5
Coding region: 1-1164 (387 amino acids)
Biological process (GO): isocitrate metabolic process; tricarboxylic acid cycle
Cellular component (GO): mitochondrion
Molecular function (GO): magnesium ion binding; NAD binding; isocitrate dehydrogenase (NAD+) activity
Source: RefSeq, a predicted model, not a curated record
AUGUCUCUGGCAAGGUCAUCGCGCAGCGCUCAGUCGUUGUUCCGCGCAGCUCAAAGAACAAGCAGACAACCCAUCACCUCUCCUUUUCUUGCACGAUCCUACGCUACCGUCGAGUCCGACAUUUUCAAGCCUACAAAGUAUGGAGGGAAAUAUACAGUGACACUGAUUCCAGGUGACGGUAUUGGUGCGGAGGUGGCUGAAGCUGUCAAGACUAUCUUCAAAGCCGACAAUGUUCCCAUCGAAUGGGAGCAGGUUGAUGUCACUGGUGUCGAUACCGGAGACAAGCACUCGGAGGACCUUUUCAAGGAGUCGAUAGCCUCUUUGAAGAGAAACAAGCUCGGCCUCAAAGGUAUCCUACAUACUCCUAUCGAACGAUCCGGCCAUCAGUCUUUCAACGUGGCUCUACGACAAGAGCUCGACAUCUAUGCAUCUGUGGUACUUAUCAAGAACAUUCCCGGCCUUGAGACACGACACAAGAAUGUGGAUCUUUGCAUUGUGCGUGAGAAUACUGAGGGAGAAUACUCUGGGCUUGAGCAUCAAUCUGUUUCGGGCGUGGUUGAAUCCUUGAAGAUUAUUACUCGCGCAAAGUCGGAACGUAUCGCCAAAUUCGCCUUCUCCUUCGCUCUAGCCAACAACCGCAAGAAGGUAACUUGCAUUCACAAAGCCAACAUCAUGAAGCUUGCGGACGGCCUAUUCCGUAACACUGUCAAGAAGAUUGGCGAGGAUUACCCAACUCUGGAAGUCAAUGACAUGAUUGUGGACAAUGCUUCUAUGCAAGCUGUAUCUAGACCACAACAGUUCGACGUGAUGGUGAUGCCAAAUCUUUACGGAGGUAUCCUUACGAACAUUGCAGCUGCACUGGUUGGUGGUCCCGGCGUCGUUCCUGGAUGCAACAUGGGUCGCGAUGUUGCCGUUUUCGAGCCCGGAUGUCGACAUGUCGGUCUCGAUAUCCAAGGCAAAGAUCAGGCCAACCCCACUGCUCUCCUACUCUCUGGGACCAUGCUUCUGAGACAUCUCGGCCUCGACGACCACGCCAAUCGCAUCUCUAAGGCGGUCUAUGAUGUGAUCGCAGACGGCAAGGUCCGCACUCGCGAUAUGGGAGGAAACAGCACUACUCACGAAUUCGUACGAACGAUUCUGGACAAGUUGGAGGCUGCAGCAUAA